Molecule: messenger RNA, 815 nt
Organism: Drosophila elegans
Lineage: Eukaryota; Metazoa; Arthropoda; Insecta; Diptera; Drosophilidae
Product: serine/threonine-protein phosphatase 1 regulatory subunit 10
Exons: 4
Coding region: 106-663 (185 amino acids)
Source: RefSeq, a predicted model, not a curated record
UCAUUUUCAUUCCGAAACUCAGUUUGGUAACAGAUUGGUAGAACAACAACCGGCCAAAAAAAAUUAUUCCAAAAAUUAUUUGAAAAGUUGUCUGGUUUUCUAAAGAUGGAGAACGGUCCAGAAUUUAGUUGGGAGUACAGUCAUGGCGGUCAGGGAAAUCCGUACAGCUCUCAGAUGGGAUCCAACACUUCGCCUCCGGGUGGCGGUGGACGUCAGUGGUUGCACUCGAAUCAGGCCAACACCCAAAACUUUAUGCACGGUUCAAGUCCCCACGGAUCGGGAUUACAUCCACAUCAGGCUUCGCCAGGAGAUCCCUUCGGCUCCUACAACCAAAACAUGCUGAACAUGUACACGAACUUUAAGCCCAGCUAUGGACACUCUCAAGUGGGCCCAGCUAUGAUCCAAGGAGUUGGUAACGAAUCUAGUCAAGGAAUGGGUCAUGGAAUGGGUCAUGGAAUGGGUAAUGGAAUGUCUGAAUCUAUGGGAAUGAGUGAAUCUGGCAUGAAUCCGGGCAUGAAUCGGGGCAUGAGCAAUGGUCUCGGCGGUGGCAUGGGCGGUGGUUUCAUGCGUGGAGGUCAAAGGUUAGCUGCAGGCUACUCCAGUCGCUCGAAUGGUCUAAAUGAUCCCAACCCGUCGCAAUCCCAUCGAGGUAGUUGGUUCUAAGCCAGUCCGUGGCUCCCAAGAUCCGCUAUUAAUAUCCAAUUAGAGAACUCGGGAAAACUUGGUAAUAAUCUCAUUUAACGGCGUCUGUAAAUUUGGCAAUUGAAAAAAAAAACUCUAUUUAUUUUGACAAUAAAUCGAAAUCUUCCGUUUAA